Fonsecaea nubica is the source of this 474-nucleotide messenger RNA. RefSeq lists its product as hypothetical. The record is from RefSeq and is a predicted model, not a curated record. Gene Ontology annotation, cellular component: intracellular membrane-bounded organelle; membrane. Gene Ontology annotation, molecular function: heme binding. Bases 1 to 474 code for a protein of 157 amino acids. The transcript has 3 exons. Lineage: Eukaryota; Fungi; Ascomycota; Eurotiomycetes; Chaetothyriales; Herpotrichiellaceae.
AUGAAGGAAUUCAGCCUUGCGCAGGUCUCUCAACAUGCGCGGAAAGGCGACCUGUACAUGAUCUAUGGAGACCAGGUCUUUGAUGUUACACGCUUCGUCGAAGAACACCCAGGAGGGGAGGAGGUGAUUAUGGAUUGUGCGGGCAAGGAUGGUACCGAAGCAUUUGACGAGGUUGGCCAUUCAAAUGAAGCCCAUGACCAGCUCAGAGAACUCUUGAUAGGGUCGUUAGACCAAGUGUCUGCCGAUGCCGUUGCGAAGGCUCGACUCAAAAGCAAGGUGAAGGAUAACCCUUCCAGCACCCUCACGCUCUACAGCAUCAUUGUGGCCAUUGUGGCAGCGGCAUUGGCUGCCUACCUCUACUCGGUCGGCAAUGGAACGGCACUUGGAUUGUUGAAACCAUGGAUAGAUCCCGAGGCAGAGGGAUCCGAUGUCCUUCGGAAUAGCUGGCGUGUUUGGAGCGACGCCGGAAAGUAA